AUGUCAAUUAAUGUUGGAGAAUUCUUAAAAUGUCUUGAAAUCUGCAAAGAAGAUGCAGAUGGCAACCAACAACAGUACAAUUCUAACAUUUCCAAUGUGAAACAGACUAUCAACACUAUACCCAACAACAUACAUAAAGUUAAUUGUGACUUUGCUCCAAAUAAUAUAAAUGUUUUAGCGUUGGCUGACAAUAACACUCCAAAUAAGGCUUCUGCUGUUUGGUUUGACCUCAAAGAUGGACCAGUUACAUUUACUUUUCAAGCCAAAAUAAGUAGUCAAUCUACCUCACAAUUUGGUAUUGUCAUUCAAAAAGAUUCAAACGAAGCUCUUGGGGAAGUUGGUGAAGGAUGUGGAUUUAAAGGUAUCAAGAAUGGCAUAGCUUAUCAGUUUUUUGUUGGGACGAAUUCAGACAACGAAUUUGAUUCUUUUUUGAAAAUGGUUGGAGGAGAUGUAAUAAAUAACGUGAAAUGUGGAUGUCAUGAAAAAAAAGAAAUACCCACAAUGUUGGUAUGA
Molecule: messenger RNA, 513 nt
Organism: Entamoeba invadens IP1
Lineage: Eukaryota; Evosea; Mastigamoebida; Endamoebidae
Exons: 1
Coding region: 1-513 (170 amino acids)
Source: RefSeq, a predicted model, not a curated record